This is a messenger RNA of Dimorphilus gyrociliatus, 1553 nucleotides long. The record is from the annotation of a GenBank genome assembly. NCBI's taxonomy places the organism in Eukaryota, Metazoa, Annelida, Polychaeta, Dinophilidae.
GAGACUAAAUUCCUUCGACCUUGACAUUACAAAAGUUAAAGAGAUCAUCUUGUCUAGUCCCCAAUUAUUGAAGCUCGUUCUACCCUUUUUAUUUAGUGAUGGCCAGUAAAUUUUUGCAAAAGUUAACGUCAGGUGGUAAAGGACAUGAUCAAUCUAAAAUAACUGUUAAUGAGCUCUCUAUGUAUGAUGAGCCAAAAGUCGAAUUUGAAAUAGUUCACGAUACCCCCUCAUCCUACGAUAUUCAAGUUUCAAGAUUUAGACAGGCAAUUUGGGGACAAAUCAUUGCAGUGCAGGACGCUAAGGAAAAAAUUAAACAAAAAUAUGAUACUGGUGUAAGCCACAGUAAAGAGGCUCUUUACACAUUUAAAGAUGAUACAAGAACUCUUCCUAGAGCAACUCUUAUUACCCUAGCCGGUAUGACUGGAAUUAUAGCGGGAUAUAAAGGUGGAGUAUUCAGAAAGACGCUGUUUGCUGCUACUGGCAUGACAUCGGCAGCUGCAAUUUGCUAUCCUCAAGAAGCUGUUAACAUAUCUACAAAAGGAUGGAAUAAACUAAAAACAGAGGUUUUAUCUCUAGUUAAACCCAAUCAUCCAGAGGAGCGCGUUAAGGAAAUUAAAAAAAUCAUUCAAGAAAAAACUGCCCCAUUUUCGGAUGAAUCAAAGGUUGUUGAAAAAUCGAACAACUUGAAGGAGGAUAAAGCUGAUAGAAAUAUGUCAAAUCCAGACGAUAAAGACAUGUGGCAUUAUAAGUGCUACAUACGGCAAUUUUUAGGUGAAGGCAGAGGAAAACCUGUACGAAUGAGCGAUAUUGAGGUGCUUUACAAAACACAACACUUUUUGGUUAUUAAUAAAAGAUAUGAUGUUAAAGUGUAUAGCAACGAUGAAAAAGAUUACAUAACUGUAGAAAAACAGCUCAAGAAUUCCGUCCCUGAUUAUAUUAGCGAUUGUGCAUUUGGUUUUAGGUUCGUACAUCGCCUAGAUCACGCAACUAGCGGUUGCUUAUGCAUAGCCGCAAAUAAGAGAACUGCAAGAGCAGCAGCAAAAGCAUUUCAGAAUAGGACUGUCACUAAACAUUACUUAGCUUUGGUCAGGGGACACUUGAAAUCAGACGAAUUUACUAAAUUUGACUUAGCAAUUGGUAGAGAUAAAAGUAUCACUGAAAUUCACAAAAUGUGCUCUUAUACCAAUGAGAAUUGUGAAAAACCACGUCCGGCGUCAACCGGAUUGAGUGUUCUGCAGUACGGUUAUUAUAAUGGACAACCGGCGACGAAAGUUAUUUUAGUGCCAUUUACAGGCAGAACUCAUCAACUUCGAGUGCACUGCAAAGAAAUGGGCUACCCGAUUGUCGGCGAUUUUAUGUACAGUAAUAAAACUGACACAGAACCGUAUCGAAUGAUGCUUCACGCUUUCUACUUUAAAAUGCCAACACCAAUGGAAAUUGUCGACGUCAAGUCGAAUGAUCCAUUUACACCCGAGGCAGACUCGUUAUGGACUAUUGAAAGAACUAUUCAGACUUAUGAGAAUUGGCGAGACAAUCAUGAAGAAUCGAAUUAA